AUGGCGUCUGUGUACGACGAGGUGGAGAUCGAGGACAUGGAGUUCGACGCCGAGGAGCAGGUGUACUACUAUCCGUGUCCAUGCGGCGACCGCUUCUCCAUCGAUCUGGAGGAGCUAUACGAUGGCGAGGACAUCGCGACGUGCCCGAGCUGCUCGCUGACCAUCCGUGUGAUUUUCGACGAGGAAAACCUGCCAGAGCUCGCAGAGGAGGAGGAAUGA
Phytophthora nicotianae INRA-310 is the source of this 219-nucleotide messenger RNA. RefSeq lists its product as hypothetical. The record is from RefSeq and is a predicted model, not a curated record. Gene Ontology annotation, molecular function: metal ion binding. Lineage: Eukaryota; Oomycota; Peronosporomycetes; Peronosporales; Peronosporaceae. The transcript has a single exon. Bases 1 to 219 code for a protein of 72 amino acids. Gene Ontology annotation, biological process: protein histidyl modification to diphthamide.